ACAGGCCUUGGUGUGUCUGAGCGGUAUGUACUUCUACAAGGAGGGCAUGCUGGUUUCCUUUGAUAUUUUGAGGAAGGAGACUGGGAUCUUUUUUGGAAAGCUCUUGGGAUUAUGAAUAGAAAAAGCUGUGUGGGCCUCUGGAAUGUGCUCAAAGAUUGUGAAUACGUCCCGAAUCCAACACGUUCACAGCGGGAGAGCAGAUAUGGCCUUUGUGAUCGGAAAAGCCAAAGAAAGUGCGCAUUGUUCCAAGUCAAAUGUAUUUUCUUGUUCCUCUACUCGUGUGAAUCACCUACACAGGGUUCGGAUUGUUGACCUUGGUGAACCCUCGGCCCAAAUUGCCCACUCAAGUCCUUGACUCCAUGACCCUGCAUUUUAUUAUGAAGGUUUCACUGUAAGAAGUCCACAGAUGGAAUCCCAAUUUCCUUUCUUAAUUACUUUGAACGCUCUAAAAACAGAGCAGCGCUUUAUGAGGAGCUCUUCUCUAAAGAUCUUUAUGCAGGUGAUGUAUCUCCUUGCCCUGAGAAACAUCUGGAUCCAUGUGACAUUCUGGUGACCAAAGAAGAGAGUGAAGAAGGUGCUGAAUUCAAGGAACAUCGAGAGCAAUGUUGUAACUGGGAAAUGGAAGAGCUGAGGAGGCUGAGAGAGGAAGAAUUCCAAAUGGAGCUGAGAAGGUUAAUCGAAUAUGAGAAGUGCCAACAGACUGCUCUGGAGUUAGAGGAGAAGAUGGCUCAGGAGAAACUUGAAGAGGAGUUGCUUCUCCAGCAGGAACUGAUGAGUAAAUUGCGGAAACAAGUGGAAGAAGAAAUACAGAAGGUGGAGGAGAACAAAAAGUGGGUAUUACAACAAAAGCAGAGAAGAGAGGAGGAGAGAAAACUGAAGGAGGCUGAUCAGAGAUGCCACAGAGAGGUAGAGGAAACACUACAUAAGGAAGAUGGGGAUGAAAACAGGGAAGGAGAAAAACUGAAAAAGAAGGAAGAGAUGCUGAGAAAUAAGGAAGACGGUAAAUAUGCAGACAAGAGAAUGUUCAAGGAAGGACAAGAAGAUACAAAACAAAAAGAGAAUCAGGAGACUGAGGACAAAAUGAGGGAGGAAGAGCAAAGAAAGAAUCUUGACGAAAAUGAGGAGAGACAAAUGUUAGUGGAUAAAACAACUGGAAGGGGAGAAAAAGAAAGAAAGCAACUAGAAGAUGAGAGGAGAAUGAAGCAGCAAGAAGGGUGGAAGAAGAUGGAGUUGGAACAGAAGAGAAGUGAACAAGAAAGCAAGGAGUUGGAAGUGGAGGAUGACAGGAGAGUCAGGGAUAUUAAAGAGAGAAUCAAGGUGGAAAGUAAAAUCUCAGAGGAAGAAGAGUUAACUAUGGAAGAUGCUGAUAAGAAAGUCCAACAAGUUAAGAAGAAAGAAGUAGACACAAAGAAGGCAGGCAAGGACCAAAUUAGGGAGUUGUCAGAGAAACAAGAGAUAGAAGUGUGGAGACUGAAAAAGGAAGAUCAUCGAAACCCCAGAGAGGUGGAGGAAAAACGAGAAGAGGAAGGUGUGAAACAGACUGGGGAAAGAUAUGAGCUUAAAAAGAAUGAAGAAAUGCUGAGACAGGAAGAUGAAAUAAAAAAGGAGCACAUGGACAGCAGGAGAAUGAGUGAGGAGCGAAAUAAAACCGAUGAAAUGGAAAAGAAGCAACCUGAAGAUCAAAGAUUCCUUGAAGAAGAGAGAGUCCGAAAAAAGAAACAAGACAAUGAGAAUAAAAUGAGAGAGGAAGAGCAAAGAAAGAUAACUGGAGAAAGGGUGAAGAGGCAACUGAUAGAGGAUGAAAGAAUCAGGAGGGAAGAAAGGGAAAGAAAAAAAAUGACUGGUGGGAGGAGAAUGAAACAGCAAGAAGAGUUGAACCCUAAAAGAAGGGAUGAAGAAAGUAUGACAGAGUUGGAAAAUAAAAAGGUGGAGGAUGAAAGAAGAAUCUGGAACACUAUAGAGAGAAUCAAGGAACAAAAUGAAAACAAAAUAUUGGAAAAGAAAGAACAGAUGAGGCAGUUUAGAAGACAAGUGCCUAAGCUUGAUAAGAAGGGGGGCGAGAGCCAAACUAGCGUGUUGGAAGAAAAACAGAUAGAAGGAGAGGAGAGGAACCUGAGGAAGGAAGAUCAGAGAGGGCACAAUCAGGAGGAGGAAAGACAACUGGUUGAAGAUGAGAGACAAAGCUGGGUGAGAGACGAGCUUAAGACAGAGGUGCUGAAAAGGGAGGAGGAAAGAAAAAAGAAACAUAUAGAUGAGAAAAAAUUAAGGGAGGAAAAGCAGAGAAAGGAAAAUGAUGAAAUUGAGUACAUGGAAAAAGUAGAUCAAAGAGAAGAGAGAGAAAAGAAGAAGAGAGAGAAAGAUAAUGAAAAGAGAAUUAAUGAAGAAGAGCUAACAAUAGAGGAUAAAAGAACUGGAAAGGAAGAAGCAGAAAGAAAGAAACCAGAAGAAGAGAGAAGGAUGAAGCAGCAAGAAGAGAAGAAGUUGGAAGAGAUGGAACCAGGCAGAAAGAAAGGAAUGUGUUUGGAGUUGGACUGUGAAAAAGUGGAGGAUGAAAGAAGAAUGGAGGACUUUAAAGAGCAAAUCCUAGAAGAAAAUGAAAACAAAAUGUCAGAAGGAAGCGAAUGGGAAGAAGCAGAAAAGAAAGAAGGGAAUGAUGGGAUUGCAAUGGUGAACCAAGACCAGAGGAACAAGACAAAAGAAGACUUGACAUCUCAUGUUCAUUUAUCAACCAGAGAAGUGUGUGAAAAAAAGCAGGAAACAGAGAACGGGGGGAGAACAAUUGAGAUUUUUCAUAUCAAAAAGGAGAAAAAUGUGGUGGAAGACAGGGAUGAUUUGGAGAUGAAAUGCAAGAUUAGAGAUGAAGUGAAGGAGAAGGAAGAAAAGAAAGAUGAAGGUGAAAAUGAUAUGAGUGACCAUAGUCAAGUUGGUUUGAUACAGGAGAGAGAGAAGAGAGCUGGAGGAAGUAUGUCAGUCAUAGAGGUAAACAGACAGGUGGAGAAACAGGAAGAGAAAGACAUAAAGGAAGAUGAGAUAGAGUUUGUGAAGGAAAAUGAUGUGGUGAAAGAUAAAUCAAGAAAGCAGACUAGAGUUGAGGGGAUGAGAAAGGCAAUUGAGGGGCAAAGCAGAUGUGAAGAAAUGAAACAGAAACUAGAAAAUGCCACAGCGGAACAAAAUAAAUGUUGGAUUGACAAGAAAGUUGUGAAAGAAAGACACCUCUCACAGCAAGCUACGAACAAGAGAACAAGUACAACAGUGGACAUUACUGAUGUUGAUGCGUCGGAUGAAAAGAACAAGAAUGACUCUCUAAUGAAGAAAAACGUGCAGCCCUCAGAGGAGAGGACAGAGGAGGUAAUGCAGCAAGAGGGCGGCACAUCAAACAAUAUUAAUGGAACUGAGAGACGGUCAAAGAGUGACAACAGUCUUAACGAAAAAACACUUGAAAGGAUGAGAGACGGGAAGAAAAGCACAACGCUUGAGAGGGAUGGAGGGACGCAGCUGUGGAGAAAGAGGAUUGUCCUUGAAGGAGAAAGCCAGAGUUUGACAGCAGUGCCACCUGAGAGAGAGUCAGAAGGAGUCAGAGACCAGCUGUCCAGCUGGAGGAUCAGUCCCAGCAGUGGUGUAAAUGCUCAACAGGAGGGCAUGUGCACAGACUUGGGCCUGGCCCUGCCAGAACACACGGCUCAAAAGAGGUUGUCCUGGAUGAAGGAGUGCGUCUCCUGGUCCAAACUGUCAGUCCAGAACCGGAGAAAGCAGAGAGGCUCCUCCAAGAAAGAGCGUAGGUGGCCACGUGCGGGCGUCACACUUCCACCUCUCUGUCCAGACAAUUUGCUGCAGUUGUCCGGGUUCAAGUCCCUGCAAGAGGUGACAGUGGUGAGUUUGGAGAGCCUACCUGCCUGCAGCUUACUGACACUCAGUCAGUGCCCUCAGCUUCAGUCUCUCACUAUCAGACGCUGUCAACUCAACUCUCUGGAGGGACUGAACCAGCUGUCAGAGCUCUGUGUCAUUGACGCCCAGGAAAAUGACAUCUCAUAUUUGGACUGCCGUGACAUGACUGGCCUGAAAGUUCUGCGCCUGAACCAUAACAAGUUGACAUCGAUUCAUGGUCUGAGCGGAGUUGAGCAUCUGAUGGUUCUGGAGCUUGCGCAUAACUCGAUUACUCGCGUCGCUGGUCUGGAGUCCAUGAAGAGACUGCAGAUACUGACGCUUGAUCACAACCAGCUCAUCAGCACGAGAGGUCUUCGGGAUGUCUACACGCUCCAGCACCUGAGCUGCUCUCACAACCACCUGGCCAGAGUGGAGGGUCUGGAGAACUGCGCUCUCCUCAGCAAGCUGGAUCUCACAGCCAACAGUCUAACUGAGCCGCCGAGCCUGCACAACCAUGUUCUGCUCACAGAACUACGUCUGGACGACAACAGCAUCUCAUCCCUGCAGAGUCUCUGUGACUGCUGGCUGCCAAUGCUUCAAGUUCUCGCCGUGGCACAAAAUAGAAUCACUCAUCUGCCCUCCAUGUCUGAUUUUUUGUCACUUGCAUACCUUGACCUGCGAUUCAACUGUCUAUCAGAGGUGAAGAAAGCGUGUGACAGUUUAACUGGAUGUCAGCUCCUCAGAGAAGUUCAUCUAGAAGGUAAUCCACUGGAGCAGGAGAGCAGUUGGAGAUGCAAGCUGAAUGCAGCGUUCUCCGGUUUGAUGGCCACAGACGACAGGAAGACAGAUGCCUCUCUAUACCCCACAUCUGAGCAGUGGCUUGCCUCAGCCUCAGGCAGCUUCUUCUGGUUUUGUCAGGCUUUGCUUCGACAGACAAGAGAAUUGCGGCACCAGCACAUCCAGGAACUUGGUGAUUCCUUGCCUGCCCAGAGGGCAGCGGAGGUCAUCUCUCGUCACCUUACAGCAGCUCAACAACUUGCUGAAGAUCAACGAUUUGCUCAUGAAUAUGGGGACUUGACUUUCACUGCCAAAAAUAAAGCUAUGGUCCAAAGAACAUCUGACAAAACACUUGAGAAGAACACCGCUUGCACAGGACAGCUCAUGAUGGAGUCAGGAGUCGACCUCCCUGGAGGAGCUCCACCAGAAUAUCUGCGCAAGGGCAAUAUUCCAAGCAAUCAGUCCGAGGAUCCCUCUCAAGUGCGACAGUAUGAUGGCCUGGACCUUUUGUCAACAAAGGAAGGAAAGACUUCUACCCCUCUUAAAACAGCACCAAAGCACCAGUACAAGGAUGUCAAAAAUGAAGUUGCAGCUAUGAGCCAGCAAAUGUGCGGACAAUACAGUCAGAGUGACAAGUGCUCUGAAGCUCAAAAUGGAGGCGAUGGGGAAAAGACAGAUUUGAUUAUUCUGCACAAGGUUCAGGAUCAUGCAGCAGUGGUGAUUCAGGCUUGCUGGCGAGGCUUCAGUUUGAGGAGGAGGCUUGCAUCUGCUUUGGCUGCGGUCAAAGGCACAGACCCUGGAGAGGAAGACACCUUUGAGCUGCUGGAUGUCAACCAAUUUGUCUUUGAUGAGACAACUCUGGACCAUGACUGGACAUUGACACUUCCUGAGGACUUGCCUAUGAAAUGCUACCAUGUGUCAGAACAGGCAUCAGCACAGAAGCUUGCACCCCUGACAGAAGCGUCUCAAAGGGUCCUCCCAUCACCGCCUAUGACGGGGCCAAAACAGGCAUGGGGUACUGAAGAAAAUGCUGAAUCAUCGAAGAGCUUGAAUCGAAGCAAAUCUCCCUCUUCAAAGUCGGUCACCAGUCUGUCAGAAAGAUCGGAGAAGAUUGUGGAAGAAUGGGGCUUUACCAACAGCACCACAGCUCUUCUAAUGCUCAAGAGAGCUCGGAGGAUGAAGUCUGAAAGGCCACAGAAAAAGAAAGAUCCCUCCGUUAAUCUGGGCACAUUUGGAAAGCGCACUCUCCAGCUGGGUCCCGUCGUGGCACGCAAUAUGCCUGUGCCACAAAACAAAAACUGUCCAAGAGAGUGCCAGGACAAGUUUGAUCUUCAACAUGCAGAGAAAGAAAUGAAGCGGGAGAGAGCUCUUGAGUGGUUGCAGACUCAGGACAAUGAUCACUUCCUCCCAGAGCUCAGCUUGGACAUCCUGAACGGAGGCAAAGUGCAACUGACGGCUGAACCAGGAUACACUGAACAAGUACAUCUCAGCAGUGGACCAAGCUUCAGGAGCCCCUCAAAGCACUGGCUCCACAAACAGAACAUCACCCUUCAAAGCACUUUCAGCAAUCAAAGAAGAGAGACACCACCUCUUCAUCGCGUCGUUGCCGCUCCACUGAAAAAGGAGCGUCUCACUUUCAGAGACAACCCUGUACAGAUGAGCGUCGGCUGGGGAUCUGGAAAGAAGACACACAGAUUGCACAAGUGACAAUGAAUUAGUGAGGCUCAAGGACUUUUCAGUUUUUUCUUUAUAAAAAAAAAAGAAAAAUAAACAAACAAAUAAAAAAACAAUAAAUGUAUAAAAAGUUCUACCCUCAUGCCUCAAUUUAUUUAUACUUGGAAUAGUUUAAAUAAGAUUGUAUUGAACUUUUGGACUCAGAUGAAGAUGAAUAGUGUGAAUAUGAUUCUACUGAUGGUGCUGUUGCUUUGACAUUAAAUAACACCUUUUCAAGUGAAGUUCAAGAAACGCUUCAGUGUUGUUGACCCUUUGCUCUGUACACGAAAACUAAAACAUAACCACCACCUUUUUUGAGUCUAAAGUUACAACAUAUUGUGUGACUCACUCUGCUGAGCCGACAUCCAAAUGCUCUCUCAACGACGGUGGUGUGAAUCAUUUGUUCCUUGUCCUAUUCCUGAAAAUUCCAUCCCAACUUGGAGCUGGUGGAUGUUGCCCGGGAGAAGGGCGUGGCCCUCUGAAGCUGCUGCCUGAGGAUGGAUGGACUAUCCAUGCCUUUUCAAGUUACUGUGAUGACAGACAGACAGACAAACCAAAUCCAAAGAAAACCUAAGCUCCAUGGUGGAGGUAAACACCAACAACAGCAGAAUUGUAAAGCACAGGUUGUAGUUGCUAAAAUAAAUCAGAGUUAAUGUGACUAAGGUGACAAAAUGUUAAGGAGUUAAUUUGAUAAUACAGUACAUUUCAGGGUUGUUAGGUAAGACUGCAA
Molecule: messenger RNA, 7084 nt
Organism: Synchiropus splendidus (mandarinfish)
Lineage: Eukaryota; Metazoa; Chordata; Actinopteri; Syngnathiformes; Callionymidae
Gene: lrriq1
Product: leucine-rich repeats and IQ motif containing 1
Exons: 24
Coding region: 619-6348 (1909 amino acids)
Molecular function (GO): protein binding
Source: RefSeq, a predicted model, not a curated record